AAGGAUAAGGAGAGAGUUGUAAGUGCUUAAAAAGUACAAGUGUAAGUUUAGAUAGAUGACAGGUAGUUAGCCGACGUGAUCAACAAUAUAACGCCAUUAAUUGAGUUGAGCUAGAGCAGCUGAAGUAUGCUACCAGCAACACAGAAAGGUAGGAAAACCGGAAAUUACACGCUUACUGUAAUGUGCUUACCGUAAAACACUUCCGCAUAAACAACCUCACACUUGUGCUACCUAUGUGUAAAUAGACAACUGUUUGCUGUGUUACAUGUCAGGGGAGAAUACUAUUGAUCUAUGUUAUCUGAUUGGCUGUUGUGUUCGUGUUAUUGUGGCAGGAUUGAUGGGACCGUCAGUCACUUCAUGACAGGUGCUGGGAAGAGCAUGGUGGUAUACUACCGGGCUGAUGGCAGUCUGGUGCACAUUGCUCCAGAACCUGUAGAGAAGGAGGAGCCUCUGUUCACAGCGAUCUGUGUUGGUGAUGCAAGCAGAGUGCAAGAGUUGACGAUGCGUCUGGGAACAAACCUGAUGCUGCCAAGUAAACCGGGCUGGCUUGCUAUCCACCAGGCUGUGUGGUACGGCCAAGAGGCCUGUCUGAGAGUGCUGCUGUCAGCUCAGCCGGGUAUGAUCAACAAGCGGACGGAGUGCGGUGAGUCAGCGCUGCUGGUCGCUGUCAGCAAAGACCAGCUGCAAUGCGUUCAGGUGCUUCUGGAAAACGGGUCUGAUACCGACAUCCCAAACUACGACAAAGAGACUCCACUCUACAAAGCCUGUGAGAGGAGCAGCGCUGCCAUGGUGGCGGCGUUGUUGAACCACGGUGCGGCGGUGAACACUGUUUGUAUUUGGAGAUGCACUGCCCUCCACGAAGCUGCAUGUCGAAACAGCGCAGAGAUCUGUGAGAUGCUACUAAAGGCCGGAGCAAAACACAACCUCCCCAACAUGUAUGGCAUCACACCGCUGUUCACUGCAGCUCAGAGCGGGCAGCUCGCUGCCCUGCGCCUCCUCCUCAAACACGGUGCAGACAUUAAUAGUCAGGCUGCUGAUGGAGCCACUCCUCUGUAUGAAGCUGCUAAAAAUGGACACGAAGAAAUUGUGGAGUUCCUCCUCUCUCAGAAAGCUGACGCCAACAAACCAGGAAAGACCGGGUUAUUACCGCUUCACGUCGCCGCUCAGAGAGGAAAUUACAUCAUCGUCUCCAUGUUGAUCUCGGCCACCAGUAAGACCAGAGUCCACCGGGCCGGUAUCAGCCCCCUCCACCUGGCUGCUGAGCGUAACCGUGACGACAUCCUGGAGGCUCUGCUUGAGGCGGGCUUCGACGUCAAUGCUCAGCUGUCUGAAGAACGGAUGAGGCUGUACCAGGACCAUCGCAGCACAGCACUCUACUUCUCCGUCUUUAACAACAACAUCGACGCAGUGCGCAUGCUGCUGGCGGCCGGCAGCGACCCGAACCUGGACGCGUUCAGGCCGCUGAUGGUGGCAGCGAGCCAGAGCUGCAUCCAGACCGUCACACUGCUGGUGGAGCACGGGGCCGACAUCAAUGCCUCCAUCCCCACACACCUCACCACUUUCCCUGCCGUCUACAUGUUCUCUAUGAAGUACCUGCCCAUCUUCAAGUACUUGCUGGACCAUGGAGGCCACGCCAUAUCCUGCUUUAACUGUGUCUACGGUAACCGACCGCAUCCACCAAUCAAAACCAUGCAUCAGAGGAGGCGGACAACCAAUACACAUGACAGACUACUGCGGCUUUUGCCACGGGGGCGGUUGUUUUGA
Cottoperca gobio is the source of this 1764-nucleotide messenger RNA. Its product is annotated as ankyrin repeat and SOCS box protein 2-like. The coding region runs from base 292 to 1764 and encodes 490 amino acids. The transcript is spliced from 6 exons. The record is from RefSeq and is a predicted model, not a curated record. Lineage: Eukaryota; Metazoa; Chordata; Actinopteri; Perciformes; Bovichtidae. Gene Ontology annotation, molecular function: protein binding.